CUCAUGGCGGCUGCAGGCAGGGCGCGCGCGCAGUCCCGAAGCGCCUCGGUUUAUGAACGCGAGAAGAAAGGAGACCGUUAAAAAUGUGGCGGGGAUAAACCAAACGACCUCCGGUUUUACAUUUUAAAUAAUGUUUGCAGAGGCCAGUCUGUCCAUCUGGGGAUGGGGGGGUCUGGGAGUCGUCCUCUUCCUCAUCACAUUUGGACCUUUUGCCAUCUUUUAUCUGGCCUUCUACAUCCUCUGUUUCAUUGGCGGGGGUUUUGUAGUGCUUCUUUUAUUUGGAAAGAUAAACUCAGAGAAACACCUGGAAAGGUGUGAACACUCCUACCUGCCAUCGACACAGACGGCCAUACUGAAGGUUUUGGAGGAGAUCAAAUCAGAGUCCAGACCUAUAAAGAUUGAUCGACGUCUGACAGGAUCCAGUAUCAUAGAUGAGCCACUGCAGCAGGUCAUCCAGUUUGCUUUGAGGGACUAUAUCCAGUAUUGGUAUUACACAUUGAGUGAUGAUGAAACGUUCCUCUUGGAGAUCCGUCAGACGGUCCAGAACGCCCUCGUUGAGUUCUCCACCAGGUCUAAAGAGGUGGACUGGCAGCCGUAUUUCACCACCAGACUGGUGGAUGAUUUCGCGACUCAUCUGCGUGUUUUCAGGAAAGCUCAGGAGAGGCUAAAUGAGAGAGAAGAUCCGAAACAACGUGAUGCUCCGGACGAGUUGUUGGACUCGUUUUUUGAGGCGGAGGUGGAAAUGGAGAGGAAGAUUUGUAGAGAUGUUGUCUGCAUGUCACGCAAGGAUGAAGAAGGUUACCUGCGGGAUCUAUGUGAAGUGCUGCUGUACCUGUUACUACCUCCUGGAGAUUUCCACAACAAGAAUAUGAGAUACUUCCUCAGGGAAGUUUUGGCCAGAGGAGUUCUGCUGCCCUUAAUUAACCAGCUGAGUGACCCUGAUUACAUCAAUCAGUUCGUCAUCUGGAUGAUUCGUGACUCAAGCUGUAACUACGAGGCCUUCUUGAACAUCUUAAAGCUGACAGACAAAGUGGCCGAGCUGGAGGCCGUCAAAGACAAAGUCCUGGAGGAGCUUCAGUACCUCCGAUCUCUGGACACGGGAGGAGACGAUAUCAACUUUAUAAAGAAUCAAAUCAACAGUUUGCUCUUUGUGAAGAAAGUCUGUGAAACACGGAUACAACGGCUACAAUCAGGGAAGGAAGUUGACGCUUUGAAACUCGCUGCUAAUUUUGGGAAGUUGUGUGUGAUUCCGUUGGAACAUAUAUUAGUGCACAACAUCGCGCUGCAGUUCUUCAUGGACUACAUGCAGCACAUGGGCGGUCAGGCGAUCCUGUUCUUCUGGCUGACGGUGGAGGGCUAUCGGGUCACGGCCCAGCAGCAGCUGGAGGUCUUACAGAGCAGCCAGUGGGAUGGGAAGAGGCAGAGCAGCCAGACCACCAAAGGCCUGCUGAGAUCCGCCGCGCUUGGCGUCUAUGACCAGUACCUGUCCGAGAAGGCCUCUCCUAGGGUGGAGGUGGACGAAGCGGCUGUAACCAGACUGGCUCAAAAACUCAAUAAAGAGGAUCCCACACCAGAAAUAUUUGAUGAAAUCCAGAAAAAGGUGUAUGACAUGAUGUUGCGGGAUGAGAGGUUUUACCCGUCGUUUAAGCAGCACCCGCUGUAUGUGCGGAUGCUGGCCGAGCUGGACAUGCUGAAAGAGCCCAGUUACAGGGGUUCAGACGACGGGGACGGAGAGUCGUUCAACGGGUCUCCAACAGGAAGCAUUAAUUUAUCAUUAGAUGAUCUCAGCAGCGGGAGCGUGGAUGAGUCUGUUCAGCUUCAUGCCUUUAUCUCUGAUACGGGCGCGUGUAACGAUCAUGGGAAGACGUACGCCCUCUAUACCAUCACCGUCGUACGCAAGACCUCCGACGGCAGCGAGGACAUCUGGAAGACGUACCGCCGCUACAGCGAUUUCCACGACUUCCACAUGCGCAUCACAGAACAGUUUGAAAGCCUUGGUCCGAUUCUCAAGCUUCCUGGCAAAAAGACCUUUAACAACAUGGACAGGGAGUUUUUGGAGAAGAGGAAGAAGGACCUGAAUGCUUAUUUACAGGUGCUGCUGAAUCCUGAGAUGGUGAAGGCCUGUCCCAUGCUGAUCCCCUACGUCUAUGACUUCCUGGAGAACAAAGCCUACAGCAAGGGCAAAGGAGACUUCGCACGCAAGAUGGACACGUUUGUGAAUCCUCUCCGGAGCUCCAUGCGGAACGUGUCCAAUGCCGUGAAGUCACUGCCGGACAGCCUGGCCGAGGGAGUGUCCAAAGUCUCGGCGGACAUGGGCCGCAUGUCCGAGAAACUUGGCCAGGAUAUUAAACAGUCCAUAUUUAAGGUGCCUCCUUUAAUUGCAAAGUCUGACAUCGAUCCCGAACACUGCCGCGUCUCGGCCCAGCUGGACGACAAUGUGGAUGAUAAUAUUCCACUGAGGGUGAUGUUGCUGUUGAUGGACGAGGUGUUUGAUCUGAAGGAGAGAAAUCAGUGGCUGCGCAGAAACAUCAAAAACCUCCUACAGCAGCUCAUCAAAGCCACGUCUGGAGACACCAUUAACAGGAAAAUCGUAGAUCAUGUCGACUACAUGACCUCGCCUGAGCAAGUGUCUGAUUACGUGAAGAGAUUCAGAGACUCCUACUGGCCAAACGGGAUUCUGGCCGAGACGCCGCCCCGCAGAGACAAAAGCUUACGCAUGAGGACACGAGUCGCCGCCAAGACCACACUCCUGGGCAUCAUGCCAGAUGAGUUGAAGCACAUUAUCGGGGCAGAAACCACACGCAAGGGCAUCCUGCGCGUCUUUGACAUGUUCCAGCACCAACCGCUGAACCGCCGGCUGGCCUGCGUCUUUCUGGAGGGCUUCCUGGAGACCUUGUUCCCUCAGUACAAGUUCCCCGAGCUGUUCGUGAAGCUCUACUCGCGCUCGCCGCGCGUGCUCAGAUAUUCACAGAAAUUGCGCAGCUUGCACAAGAGGUGACAGACGGACACUUCUCCCGCCGACGCAGAGGGGGGAGGGGAGGAACCAGCGGCAAACGCUCAAACACACACCUCCCUCUUAGUGCCUCGUGGCUGUUCUCGUUUCAAGCACUGUAUUGACACGGCCGUAGCAUAGAGGAGUCAUUUUAUCAUCAUGAAGCCUUCGGCACCUCGCUCACAUCUGAACCACUAUGAAAGACUGCAGCGCCCGAGCACUGAGCGAUCACUCUUUCCGUUUGCCGUGCAUUUCUGAUCUGAUGUUUUGAAUGACACUUGUGUAGAUAUAUACGAUUUGUUUGGUUUAUUUGGGGUUUUUGCAUUUGGCAUUGGUCGCCUCAUCGUCAGUACUGUAUGGUGAAGGAAAUCCGACCGAAGCAACCUAUGCACCUUAACACUCAUUACAAGCAGAACCAUAUGAGGAGGGUCGGCAGCGAUGUAUUAUGAUCAUUUUGUGGCACUGAAACUGAAAUAGGCGUAACGUUAUCCUUCUCAGCCUUUUGCUUACAUGUAAUACUUGAGCUAAUCUAAAAUGACUUAAAGGAAUAGUUAAGGCAAAAAUGAAAAUUUGUUGACAAUUUACUCACCCUCAGG
Sinocyclocheilus rhinocerous is the source of this 3588-nucleotide messenger RNA. RefSeq names its product sorting nexin-13. Gene Ontology annotation, molecular function: phosphatidylinositol binding. The transcript is spliced from 26 exons. The record is from RefSeq and is a predicted model, not a curated record. NCBI's taxonomy places the organism in Eukaryota, Metazoa, Chordata, Actinopteri, Cypriniformes, Cyprinidae. Bases 131 to 2998 code for a protein of 955 amino acids. Gene Ontology annotation, biological process: positive regulation of GTPase activity. Gene Ontology annotation, cellular component: early endosome.